Messenger RNA from Thrips palmi, 9550 nucleotides. RefSeq names its product nascent polypeptide-associated complex subunit alpha, muscle-specific form-like. The record is from RefSeq and is a predicted model, not a curated record. Lineage: Eukaryota; Metazoa; Arthropoda; Insecta; Thysanoptera; Thripidae.
GGGCCGGCGCCCAUCGCCUCCUUCGAAGACCUGAGCUCGGAGUCGCUCGAGUCGCCAGCUAGCCCCCCCACCGACCAGCUACCCGACUGGCGCGGCCCCACCAGCCCCGGCCUCGGCCUCCUCGGCCUCCCCACCAGCCCCGGCCUCUGUCCCGGCCUCGGCCUCGGCCUGCGCUGACUGUCGCGUUGCAGGAGAAGAAGGCCGGGCCAGCAGGGCCAGAAUGGCGGCCCCGGCCACCACCACGACCGUCGUCAUCCCCGCCACCCCUUCCUCGUCGACACACCGCUCCGAGCUUCAGGCGGACAGCUUUGGCGGCGAGGGCGCCUCGUCCUCGGCCUCGGCCUCCACGGCCACGCUGGGCAUCAGCCCCGGCACCCCUCGCAUCGACAUCAGCAGGGCCUCCUCCUCCAGCCAGCAGGACGACUCGAGCCCCGAGCGGGAGCUCACGGCCGGCGGCGACUCGGCGGCGGCGGGUAGCGGCGGUGGGGGUGAGGCCAAGCUGCUAGGCUUCCUCGAGGAGGGCACCGAGGACCUGCGCUCGUCCACCGAGGAGCUGCAGUUCCUGGAGGAGCCGGGCACCGUCGAGGACCAGGAGCGGCGGCGCCGCGAACAACGCCACCGGCAGCGCAAGGAGAGCACGCAGUCGUGUCAAGCGGACCUCGCGCCGAACGACACCAAGGAGCGCAAGGACUCGACGUGCAGCGCGGAGGUCGCGUUCCUGACCAGCCACGCGGCGCGCCUGUCGUCCGUGGGCUCCGCGGCGUCGGCGUGCUCCGGGGCGUCGGGGCUGCGGUCCGGCGCGGCUUCGGCGGCACCGUCGCGUUCCCCGUCGCCGGGCAAGCUUCUGCUGGAGACGUCCUUCUGCGGCACGCGGCCCGCCUCGCAGGUCGUGAAGCAGGUGGUGUCCGUGAGCCUCGGCGCCAGCCCCUGCGCCAGCCCCAGCCUCCGCCGCGACUCGGAGGCCUCGCACCUCGCCCGCCACGACCGGCAGCGGCGGCGCACCAUGGAGCGGCAGACGGCGCUCGAGGGCGAGGUGCACGUCGUGGCGCACGUCGAGAAGGGCGCGGACAAGGCGGACAAGGCCGACAAGGAGGAGCGCGAGCGGCAGGCGCGCCGAAUCGCGGCCAAACGGGCUGACGAGGUGCGGCGCGCGCAGGGCAAGGAGCCCAAGCAGAGGCCGGCCGACGAGGACAAGGUGGAGAUGGCCGAGAAGGUGCAGAAAGCAGACAAGGUGGAGAAGGCGGACAAGGCCGAGAAGGCCAAGGCCAAGGAGCAGCGGCCCAAGCGGCCGCGCAGCAAAGCCAAGGAGGACGCGCUGGUGCGCAUCAUCCCGCUGCACAGCUCCGACGAGGUGGACAGCGGCGAGGAGGAGGCGGAGGCGGAGGGGGCGGACACGCUGGGCCGCUUCGAGGGCCUGGACGACACGGAGGACCUGGAGGUGCAGCGGCGCCGGUGGCUGGAGACGCACGUCAGCCGCGACGAGGACCCCGAACUGGUGAGGAUCAUCCCGCUGCGCACCGAGUCCGUGGAGUACGCCGAGAAGGAGAGGGAGCGCCGCGAGUCCGAAGGCGGCACCGUGGGCAAGCGAAGCACGCCGUCUCCGAAGCGGCCCGCCCAGGAGCCGCGCGUCGAGAAGACCGUCGCUGUGAUGGAGCAGCAUCGGCCGAGCUCCAGAACGUCGACCCAGUCAAAGUCACCACAGCCGCCCAGGUCACCGCAGCCGUCGCUAUCGCCGCAGCCACCGAGGUCUCCGCAGCCAUCACUGUCGCCGCAGCCUCCGAGGUCGCCGAGAUCACCGGGGGAGUCAGCCGGUGACGGCGUGGCCAAGGCGCCAGGGCGGCCACGCGGUGGUCGCCGGAAAACGGACCCGAACGCACUGGUACGUAUCAUCCCCCUGCACUCCGAGGACAGCUACGAGGGCUACGGCGAAGACGACGCGCGACCGCCGUCGCCGCUCAACGAGGCCAUGCACGACCUUGGCCUGCCGGACGGCAAGGGGCCGCCGGCUAAACGGAAACAGCCUAAGGCCGUCGCCAUCCCCACGGUGCCUGGAUCCAGCCCCGCCGCCAUCCCCAAGACGUCCCUCGGCAAGCCGGUAGAGCUGCCCAAGGUGCCCGACCUGGCGAGGAGCAAGGACACGGCCAAGGACACGGCCAAGGACACGGUCAAGGACACGCCCGGGCCGUCGCGGGUCGCCGAGCUCGCCGGCCAGAGCCAGAGAACGGGGCUGGGGCCGCGGCCAGCGCCGACCGGGGCGCCGACCGGGGCGCCGGGCAAGGUGCGAGCGGGGCCGCCGCGGCGAAGGGUGGACCCCAACGCGCUGGUGCGCAUCAUUCCGCUGCACUCCGAGGACAGCUAUGAGGGCUACAGCGACGACGACAAACCGCCACCGAACCUGGAGUCGCCGACAGAGGAGCAGACGACGCUGCCGCCGCCAAGGUCACCGCUUAUGGCCGAACCAUCGGCUGCGGCUCAGCCCCCUAAGUCUCCCAUUCCAGUAAAGUGUCCCCAACCACCGCCAUCGCCCUCGCCUGCAGCCAUGCCCGAGCCCCCCAAGUCACCGCAGCCACCCAAGUCUCCGCAGCCGCCGCGGUCUAGGCCGUCUCCCUCCGAAGGGGUGGCGCCGACGGAAGCGGUGAUCGAGGCUCCCCCGCGCGUUCCCGGCAAGCCGAGAGGUCCUCGGCGGAAAGUAGACCCCAACGCGCUGGUGCGAAUCAUCCCCCUGCACUCGGAGGACAGUUAUGAGGGCUACGGCGACGAGGACCUGCCACCGGAGUACCGCUCUGGCAAGUCACCGAAACCACCAACAAGUUUGCCCACGCAGCCAGCCAGGUCGCCGCAGCCUCCGAAGUCGCCACAACCGCCGGCCCAAGCAGCGAGCACGUCGUCGUCGGAGGCAACCACGGGCGACGCCGCGCAGCGUUUACCCGGGAAGCCAAGGGGAGGCCGUCGAAAAGUGGACCCGAACGCGCUUGUACGAAUCAUCCCUCUCAAGUCCGAGGACAGCUACGAGGGCUACGGCGACGAGGACCUGCCCCCGGAGUACCGGUCGACCAAGUCCACGUCCCAGCCGCAGGCGAGCCAGCCGGCACAGCCAGCCAGGUCACCGCAGCCCCCGGCACCGUCACUGCCGUCAUCCAGCGCGUCCGGCACGGGGGACGCGUCGCAGAAGCUGCCUGGCAAGCCCCGCGGGCCUAGAAGGAAAGUAGACCCGAACGCGCUCGUGCGCAUCAUUCCCCUUAAGUCGGAGGACAGCUACGAGGGCUACGGCGAGGAGGACCUGCCCGACGACCUGCACCUGCAGCCACCCGGCCGACAGGGACCUCGAGGCAGCGGGGGCGUGGACGUCAUCGUGGACGAGAUCGACAUGUCCAAGUGGCGGGAGCCGUCGUUCGAGGAGAACGACAUGGUGUGCAUCAUCCCGCUCAAGGGCGACUACGAACCCCCGAAGCCGAAGCCCGCCGCGGCCAGCAGCAGCAGCAGGACGCAGGCUCGUCCACCGAGGGCGGACGGCGCGCGGAGGUCGCCGAAGAUGCCGCCGGAGGAGGAGCUGGUGCGCAUCAUCCCGCUGCACAGCGACGACGAGGAGAAGGAGACAGCCCCCGCCAGGUCGCCGCGCGCGCCGUCUUCGCUCGACCGUUCGCCGCGCAGCCCGCUGCCAUCCCCGGGCGUCACCGCCAAGGCCGUCGCCGCGGAGCCUCCCGCGGCCUCGAGGUCGGAGCCGGUGCGGCGGCGUAGACGAUCUGACACCAGGACGCAGCAACAGCAGGCUGGCGACGAGCUGGUCAAGAUCAUCCCGCUGCACUCACCCGGCGACAGCGAGAGCGAGACGGAACUGGCCGGGUACGCGGCGGCCGCCAAGGCCAACAGGGAGCGGCCGCGGAAGGCCUCGGACACGCGCUCCACCGCCUCGCGCACGGGCUCUCGCGCGGGCUCCGGGUCGCGGACCAGCUCGCGCCCGGGGUCGUCGCGCUCCGAGCGCAUGGAGCCGCUGCAGAUCGUGCCGCUGGUGGACCCGGACACGGUGGAGGAGACGGGCGUGUGCUUCACGCGCAGGGACCUGGCCAUCCAGCAGGGACGCCUCACGCCGUCCAAGGACCUGCUGUCCCAGGGCAGGAUCACGCCGCUGUCCAUCGCGCCCGACUUCCAGGACCUCCAGGUGGACGACUGGGGGCAGUCCGCGGGGCAGUCGGAUGGCCUUGGCGCCAAGCCCGCCACACUGGAGCUGGGCGCUGGCUCGCUCAGCAGGCACCAGUUCGGCGCGUCGCCCAAACUGCCGCGGCGCAGCGACGGCCACGCCGACGGCCAGGCCGCUGGGUCGCGCAGCCCGUCCCCACCCCCCGCGCCUCCAGCCGCCGCGGUGGCGCGCAAGUCAUCGCUGUCGUCCAUCUUGUUCCGGCGCUCCGAGGUGCACAGCCCCGAGUCGCCCUCCACCAGCUCCGCCAGGCAGAGGCGCGCGUCGGCCGCCCCGGCCAUCAUGUCCUCGGCCGGCUCCCCCAGCAGCUCCUUCAGGGACUCCCGGAAGACCCGCGACAGGACUACGCACUCCGCCGAGUCCGGCAAGCAGCGUCGCGAGAGCAGGGACGCCGGCAGGGUGGCGCCGGCACUGGCCUCCGACCACCGCGACGGCCGCGACGGCCGGGACGCGCCCAAGGACACCAAGGGUGGUGGAGUCUUUUCGGCGUUGUUCCGGAAGAAGGUACCAGGAUGUUGGACUGUAGUAGAGCUUGCUGUAGUACACGGCCGGGCGAGGAGGGACUGCACCCAGGCCAGAAACGGAAAUGUUGACUCGGUGUUUGAACCCACGACCAUUCGCCGGCGUUGUUUUUCCCCCUGUAGUGCGCCAGGCGUGGGUACAUGCGCCACCAGCAUGACGGCGUGCUGCCCUGGGUCGACAGUCCGCCCGCGCCGCGCCGAGCCCCCUGAACUAGACCCUCUGAAUGAAGUGUUUGCCUGCUUGGCCGUGCUCUUGCAGUCUCUGCAGGAGCGACCCGACUUGCCCCCCACCCCCAGCACGCCCAGCCACGUCCACCUUGACGUCCACCCCGCAGAGGGCCCCGAGCACCCCGAGGGCCCCGACGAGGGCGUCGAGUUCAGCUUCACCUGCGAGGCGACCUACAAGGAGUGCUUCCCGGAGACGACAGCCGACGACACUCCCCUGCCGUCAGUGUCCGUCAACAUGCCGGCCUGUUUGCCUCCGGGCACGUCUCCGGGUACGCCUCCAAGUACUCCUCCGGGUACGCCCUCGGGUACGCCUCCAAGUACUCCUCCGGGUACGCCAUCGGGUACGCCUAGGAGUGUUUUCCCGGAAGAGCCCAGAGGAACUUCGGAGGAGGGUUCGGGCUCCCCACCUCGCGAGCCAGAGGUAGGUAUUCCACCCGCCGAAGUGCUGCCGCCCCCGCCAGCUCCCGAGCCCCAGCCGCCGCCGCUGCCCAAGAAGUCCGCGUCGCGGGACUCGUGGCCCGCGCCGCCACCGCCGCUGGACACCAACGCGAACCCGAGCGGCGGCGUCGAGGACGACAGGCAGUCCAGGAUGUCGUCGGGCUCGGAGCGGGAGGUGGCCCCGCCGCCGGCCGAGCAGCCCGAGGGCGAGGACGCGGAGGAGGACCACGAGACCAAGGGGCUGGUGCUGCAGCAGGAUUCCUUCGACGACGAGCUUCCCUACGUGCCCACCACGCUGCCCAUGGAAAGGUCCGUCGCCGUGCCGCUGGUCCCGGUGAAGGAGCGCCUGGCCGCCGAGAUGAAGACGUGCCCCAUCGACAGGCCGCGCUCCACCACGCCCAUCAACCCCUCCUCGCUGGAGGAGUACGUCGCGCCGGGAGCCGCGCCCGGGGCAGGCGCCUCCCCCGCAGCGGCGGGUGGCAGCGCUGGGGGCCGGGAGAAGCUCCGCAUCAGCCUGCCGCGGACGGACUCCUUGACGCGGAGGUCGCGGCACCAGACGCGGCCCUGGCACGACUUCGCCUCGCAAGCGCUCAAACCGCGUAGCGACUCGCAGUCACCGCCACCGCUGCCGCCGCGAGCGCCUUCCACGCAACUGUCACACCCUCCGCAGCAGACCCCGCCGCCGUCGACGUGGAUCAACUUCGACGAGGUCCCGGAGAAGCGCAAGGCCCCCGUCCGCAUCCAGACCAUCCCGUCGCGGGGCUCCAUCGUGAGCGAGCCGGUGACGGCGGCGCGGCCCUCCGGCACGGCGUCGUCCACGGGCCACCACCAUCACCACCACCACCACGUGCACUACGUGGACCCCGAGGACUGCCGCUGUGAGUGCCACGAGGGUGAGCACCGGCACGGGCCCGCAGGCGGCGCAGGCAGCGCCCCCGGCCCGGCGGCGUCCGGGUCGGCGGCCGGGCCAGCGUCCGGCGCGCCGCCAGCACGACCCCCAAAGGCACGGCCCUUCGGCAUGGACCUCGACGUGUCCGGCAACCGCAGCAACCGCAGCAGCGCCACUUCCCAGAACGAGCACUCGUCGCCAGAGGGCGCAGAAUGAGACGGUGCGACGAGAAUUAGUUAAUAUUUGUUGUUAUUUGAUGCGUAUGAUUGCAAUAUAGUUUAAUAGCAAUACAAAUGGGACAGUAUCUUGUGCCCGACUUAUUUGGCAGUGAGCAUCCAGGUGUCAUUGUCAAUUGUUUUUAUUACGUGGGUUUUACUUGUUGUAAUUGUUGACGAGAUGGUAAUAAUAGUAAUGAUAAGCUUUUAUUAUUACUAGUAUUAUUAUAAUCAUUAUUAUUAUUAAUCAAAGGCUGUUUAUUAUGUUUCUUUUCUUUCGUCUCGCGGUACUUUCAUAUUCGUAGUCAUUUUAAUCCUUUCUCCCUCCUCUGUGUCCCUCUCUUUCCACGAUGUGUUCGUGAUCUCCUAGAGUGUUGUCACCCGGACUUCGUACUUGUGGUCUCCUUGAACAAAACGCCAGACGCACAGAAGUACGCAGCUCCACAAUGAAGAAAAUUACCUUUAGAAUCUGUUGACAAGAACACUGUACACUGCAAUAUUAUUAUGCAAUACUAUCUUUGGCCCUUGGACGGGUGGUGCCAUCCAGAUGUGUGCUGUGGACAGGCACAUCUCAACAUAUCGGAGCCAACCGUCGGUGGGUUUUAAUUCUACGUUUCAAAUUUAAUUUGCUUUUUAGAAGCCUAUCUGUCGAUGUACUCUUUCAGGAUACCCCUGCGUAUAACAUCUUGUCUGAAUGUGUUCCUUUCGCGAAGCCUUCUUCUUGUGAUGAGUCUUUCCGUGAAAGACGUCUACUAUACCCGACUAUACCAGAAGCGAUAAUUUUUAUUUUUAUUUUGUGACCUUCGUUUUUAAGACUGAAAUGCAAACAAAGAAGUGUCCUCAGAUAUGUAAGUGGCCACUUAUGCACAAAAUUGAAAAUAUGAUCUACUAACGCAAUAAUUCUGCUAAAAAAAAUCUGUGUUUUCAUGAAAGAACGUGUAAAGUUUAGCCAAUAGCAAAUACUGUGCGUCUCUAUUAUAUUUUAAAGUACGUUCUUUUGUGUUAUACGCGGCUUACAUCAAAGUGGAUUCCACUGCAAUCAAGCGAUUCAAGGGUCAGUGCGGGGAAGAAUCGAACAGUGCGGGAGCGGGGUAAACUAUCCCCAUCUUAGACUGAAUUGUCACAUUUCGGUACCCGGAAAUACUCCCCACCGCACCGGUUUGGUACCCCACACUAUUGCGAUUGCGUAACAGUAUCAGUAAGUCUCAGAGAGCAUUCCACUCUAAAAAUUGGGCGUCCGGUUUUUCUCCACCCCUUGAGGUAUUUGGUUCUGCCCCGCACUGACCCUAGUCUAUACCCAGACUAUUGUUAUUAAUUUAAAAAUGUAUCUGAGACUUUUUGUAAAAAAAAAUGUGACAGUGGAGGUGGGCGACUCGCCAUUUUAUGUGCUUUUUUACUUAGUUUCAAACCUGCCCUUUUGAAAGGCCAAACGCACGAGAGAAAACGGCUGAUGCAAAGAUUGGAUGGUAGUAACCCACACGAAGCCCGAAGUCGAAUGGCAUCGUAACGGCAUCUGUCUUUGCGUUCAUUAUGCGAAGUUUGAGGUAAACUAAACAAACUUCCAUUUUUCUAUCACUUACGAGGGUUCUACAAAUCUACAAAUCCAGGCUGCGCGGUGCGAAUGGUCGGCAUGAGUAAAAUUUUUAGUUGGUUUUUUUUCGGCAACGUCAGAAAAGUUUUACAGAACAAUCGGUUGAAAAUCUGUAGCUUUAAAACAAAAUUGAGGCUGAUGUAUCUAAAAAAGGUUGUAAAGCUUGUGGUUUUGAUUGAAAUUGUGCUUACCUACAUAUCGCUGGCAUUUCAUGCGACCUGUGACCUUUGAGUGAUGCUUUGUACCCAACUUUAAUACCAUUUUCAUACCGUACCCUUAUCAAUUUUUGUGAAUUCACUGCCGUUUUGCAUUUAAGCGUGUACUUAUCCUCAAUAAGGUUUGGCGACGACUUACGCCUAAAGUGCAUGGGAGAACAAUCCCAACUUGUCUGUGUCAUAAACACAGUAGAAACUAUUUUUCUUUUUCAGGAAGACUGCUUUUUGAAUUACUGAGUUACUUUCUUAGGUAUUAAUUAUGAGCCCGUCGAGCAAAAGGGGAAAAUUCAUUCUUUUCAAAAGGGUUUCUUUGAGAGAUGCGUGUUAAUAAAGUGGCUACUACAUAUCACAAUCUCAACUCCUCCCAUGCACACAGUAGGUGAAUUGGCUUUUAAGGUCCCCUAGCGCUGAUAGUACUCUCUAGAGAGUAUGUUCGACCUAGCAUCCCUGUCUUCUCAUAUUGUACUUCGGUCUGAGCAGACAUAACGUCUCACGUCCGUACUUUAUCAGUCUGUUGGAAGCGGAACCUUCGCCUACCAGACACCUUACUUGGCGCAUCAAGCGCUCGGGAAAUGUCCGCUGUGUUCCAAUUCCAUCCUUGGGACAAACUAACGAAAACCAUGCUCUAGUGCUGCCAAUGUUUGCAGCUCCUUCCAAUAUACCCAUCCAUUUUGUCAAUAAAAAAGGUAGAACAUUAGACUCUUGUUCAGAGGAGAGAGACUGUAAAAUGUUUCCUAUGAUCGUUGUUUAGUACUUUGAGCUAACAGCAACCUCGACAUGAACUGAAUGAAUGACAGAGAAUGUUAAUUGAUAGGUUGUGAUUUGUUAGCAAAAGACGCCUUAUCAUUAGAACCAGGCUCUGCGAAUUUCGAUACGUAACAUUAUGCUGAAUUUUCUUUAAGUGAUAUAUUAUUUUGAAUCGUCUGGUAUUCUAGGUUUGCAGUGCUACGUGUUCGGUUUUGUAAAUGAAUGUAAUUGUUGCAAAUUCUUCUAUGAACUACAGUUUAAGGCCUGUUAGCGUUGUUAUGAAAACUAACUAUCGUUAGGUUGUGUUGUGGUAAAGAAUUGCCACCAGAGUUGAUUUUGUUUUGUUAGUGACUUUAACAGGGAACAAUAAUUAGAACAGAUGAAAUGUUGUAAAUUUUGAGCUUUAAUAAAUGUGCAUCCAUCCCUUGUUACCAUUAUGAAACUGUUACUAUGUGAUGAGUCCCUUGUUGAUGGUGUUCAUUUGAUAAUAUAUUUAGGAUGUUCUCUGCAA